Molecule: messenger RNA, 1523 nt
Organism: Stegastes partitus (bicolor damselfish)
Lineage: Eukaryota; Metazoa; Chordata; Actinopteri; Pomacentridae
Gene: hoxc5a
Product: homeobox C5a
Exons: 2
Coding region: 1-687 (228 amino acids)
Biological process (GO): embryonic skeletal system morphogenesis; positive regulation of transcription by RNA polymerase II; anterior/posterior pattern specification
Cellular component (GO): nucleus; nucleoplasm
Molecular function (GO): DNA-binding transcription factor activity, RNA polymerase II-specific; RNA polymerase II cis-regulatory region sequence-specific DNA binding
Source: RefSeq, a predicted model, not a curated record
AUGAGCUCGUAUGUUGACAUCUCCAGUCUCAGGCAAACAAGCGAGACAACUUCUCCUAACACUAUGUUUAGUUUCGAUCUCUCUGGGCGCAGGUCCAGCCGCUAUGAGGGUGUUAAUGUGAACGGGAUAUUCUCUUGUCCCGUCCCCACGACCUCUGUUGAACGGGAGGAGAUGAAAACUAGCCUGCGUGGCAACACGGAUACUCCUCUCCCGUCAGGACCACAGAUAACCAUGGUCUCCAGUAGCUCGUCUGUGGACGCAAGCGGGCUCAACUACGGCAGCAGCAAGCUGCUGGGACGAGGGGCGGACAGAGACCCGGAGAGGAGCGCAAAAUCCGGCGGCAACAAGAGCCAGGAGAGCGAUAGAAACGCGGAUAACGCGCAAUCGGUGAAACGAAACACAAACGUGAGCCAGCGUCAGGACAGUGAGCAGCGGCCACAGAUUUAUCCAUGGAUGACAAAACUGCACAUGAGCCACGAAUCGGAGGGUAAGCGCUCCAGGACCAGUUACACCCGCUACCAGACUCUGGAGCUGGAGAAAGAGUUUCACUUCAACCGGUACCUGAGCCGCCGCAGGCGCAUAGAGAUCGCCCACACUCUGUGUCUAAACGAGAGGCAGAUCAAAAUCUGGUUCCAGAACAGACGAAUGAAGUGGAAGAAGGACUCAAAGAUCAAAGUGAAGGAGUAGAAGGUGCACCGGUGAAACGGGGUGCAUGCAGCACGUUUUCAGCCCCACACUGCACAGUGCUGGAGUGCCGCCUGACCUUCGGAUGAACUGCUAGGAGCAAUGACAUCAUGACACCGCUCUGUGUGCUUCAUCACCAAUUAUGUGUCACUUGCUGCAGUUUGGGACCUAAUGUAUUGAAUAUCACUCACUUUGAUCAAUCGGUUUACAUUUUUAAAUUAAUUUGCUGCCCAUGCGAUGAUAACCUCACUUUGCUGCACGAAGGGAACAAGAGGUUGAGGGGGAGCUGGGUCCUUCACGCUGCGAGGCUUUGGUCUGCAGUGCACUGAAGAAAAAAAAAAAAAGCUGCACAAUACACCAAUAAUCUAUGUUCUUAAUUAGGAUAGUGGCAGCUGGGCAUAGCCUGCAUCAUUCCCAGCUCUAUAUCAUCAUGUAAUAAAACUUUAAGGUCAGUGAAUCAAAUAAAAGGCAAAAAAAUAAUCAUUCUGACUGCAAAUAGUUCUCCACCAGUUACUUCUCAUCCUCUUUUGUUUUUCUUCUCAAAACUCUCUCCAAUGUGUUGCAGUUAGGAUGUUGUUGAAUGUGUGAUGUGUCCAGUGAGAAAUGUCUUUGUGAGUGGAUUUCAUCCAUGUUGUCUGUCAUAAUCUGUGAAUCUAAAUCAUGAUGUAUACUUCAGUGACUGUAUGUGAAAAUAUUGUAAUGUGCAAUGGAGCUAUUUCUCUUCCCCUUUGUAAACUAAAGGUGCCUGGUUAACACAAGGCCUAGAAUAACUGAUAGAUGGCCUGUUUUGUUGAUUGUAACCAAUAAAGUCUCAUUAACAGUGAGGAGAUUUCCUGUCA